AUGGCGUCUCAAGAUACCACGGAGGAUCGCUUCCAACAUCAUCUAGAAACUGUCCGAAUUUUGUUUGGCAGCAAGAUAGAUACAAUGGAAGCCUACACUACAAAAGUCUUUGAUAUCUGUAACGAGGCUCUAGCAUCAGGAAACAUACGACAUCCUCCCAUAACCCAUCGGAUUAAGAAAUGGGAGUCCGCUAAAGGAACUCUUCGGCGACGCCAGAAAGAACGAAUAGCUCGUCAACGCCUUCGAACUGCAGUUCAAUCAAAAGGUUGGGAUUGGCCGGGCUGGUGCCGGAUUUGGGGUCAAGAGCAAUGUGAGAAAGAGAUAGGAUCAUUUCAGGACCCUGGACAAAUUCUCGAUGCUUUACACGACUUCGGUGGCCUUCGCAUCUCGCUUUACUUUCCAGGAGAUGUAGAGCGAGUUAUAAGCCUACUAAGUAAUCGACUAGAAGUCAUCAGUAAAUGGCGCAAAGAUCAGGAUUCUGACAUUGCACAGAAGCUCGAAAAAUGCAUCGAGGUACUUGAUGGGCCUGGCGCUGCUGGAAAAGCAGUAGACCUCGUGAAGAGGGAGUUUCCAGGCUAUAGAGCGACCCACCUCAUUGUGAAACUCUUUACUAAGGACAUCCUACCUGCCAAAAGACCCCCUUGGAAUGACAUCAAAGUUGAAAUUCAAAUCGGGACUUUGAUAAUGCAUGUGUGGUCCGAAAUCGAGCACGACAUGUUGUAUAAGCCGCUUGCAUCACAAGAUCAAAAAAUUUCUCGCGAGGAAGAACAAGUAUUGGACAUUAUCAACGGCAUCGUGAUGACAGGUGAAGGGGCCCUAAGACAACUCGAAACAUGUAUGGAAAGACGGCAGGACCAACGGACAAAAGACAAAUCUGCGUUCGCGAUAAGUCAUUAUGAACUGGGUGUCUGGAUCGAAAAGUACUGUGCUGAACGUGCAAAACCGCUGGUUUCACAUGACUGGAAGAGCUUACCUGAACUUUAUGAAAUUCUGAAAACGACUGGCGAUCAUCAGCACUCCAAAGUUGAAUCAAUCAUUGAUGAAGUCUUCCAAGAUUUCCAAGAUCAAGAUGAAGAAGUCCGGCGCGAUAACAUCUCUCUGUUUAUUUUAAAAGUACUUUGUAAACGCAGUCCCGAGACCCAGCCUCCCUCCCUAGAACUUAAUGGUGCCGGGAUGCUGGGUCCUAUUGCCCAAUUCUGGGCUACGCAUUUUGUGCAUAGCCUCAAUAUGGCAAUCUACCUGGGCGUCGAAGACAAGUUCAUUUGCAUAGAUGGCACACCUAAGCCAUCAAUGACAACGAUGCUUGACAUCCUCCAUCCUUACGAUCCGUAUGUUUCACCAAUUCUCAACCCUCUUUGUUCUUGA
This is a messenger RNA of Botrytis deweyae, 1365 nucleotides long. RefSeq lists its product as uncharacterized. Gene Ontology annotation, biological process: guanosine tetraphosphate metabolic process. Lineage: Eukaryota; Fungi; Ascomycota; Leotiomycetes; Helotiales; Sclerotiniaceae. The transcript has a single exon. Bases 1 to 1365 code for a protein of 454 amino acids. The record is from RefSeq and is a predicted model, not a curated record.